Teleopsis dalmanni is the source of this 1791-nucleotide messenger RNA. RefSeq lists its product as uncharacterized. Gene Ontology annotation, biological process: DNA repair; telomere maintenance. Lineage: Eukaryota; Metazoa; Arthropoda; Insecta; Diptera; Diopsidae. Bases 1 to 1791 code for a protein of 596 amino acids. The record is from RefSeq and is a predicted model, not a curated record. Gene Ontology annotation, molecular function: DNA helicase activity. The transcript has 3 exons.
AUGACGUCACCUUACAUGGAAAAUGGUAAAUGCACAAAAGGAUUUCCAAAAGAUUUUGUUAGAGAUACGAUAACUGGAAUUGAUGGCUAUCCUAUAUAUCGUCGAAGAAAUUCGGAAAAUGGAGGCCAAUCCUUUUCACUAAAGUUGAGAAAUAUUGAAUAUGAAGUUGAAGUAGACAAUAGAUGGGUAGUGCCAUAUUCGCCAUUGUUAACCAAGAUAUAUAAAGCGCACAUCAAUGUAGAAUUUUGUAGCUCCGUAAAAUCAAUAAAAUACAUUUGCAAAUAUGUUCAUAAAGGUAGUGAUAUGGCAGUAUUUGCAGUUCAAAAUAUAAAUGAAAAUGACGAAAUAACACGCUACCAAAUGGGCAGAUAUAUCAGCAGUAACGAAGCCAUAUGGCGAAUUUUUGGUUUUCAAAUACACGAACGAGAUCCAGCUGUAAUACAUUUAAGUAUACAUCUUGAAAAUGGUCAAGGUGUUUAUUUCAAUGAACAAAAUGCAAUAGAAAGGGCAUUAACAGCACCAAAAACUACGUUAACCGAGUUCUUUGAAUUGAAUAAAGAACAAAACAUUUUUGGGCAAAACGCAAGAACUUUACUUUAUUCGGAAGUUCCAACAUAUUUCAAAUGGAACAAAACUUUAAAAAAGUGGCAGCCACGUAAACGAGGUGUUGCAGUCAAUGGUUAUCCAGGAUUAUUUUCAGCAAACACACUGGGUCGUUUAUAUACUUAUUUGAGAACUGUCAAUGGUCAGCUACACAAUAUAUAUCAUGCUCCAUGUGGAGAAUUGCAAUUGCUGGAAAGCGAUAAUCAUUGGGACAUCACGCUCCGGGAUGCAGUAUUAAGUUCUUUUCCAAAUCAAAUUCGUCAAUUAUUCACCAUAUUGUUGACAACAUAUUUUCCAAAUAAUCCCAAAGAAUUGUGGGAAAAAUAUAAAUGCUCAAUGAGUGAAGAUAUACUACAUAGACAUAGAACAACAAAUCAUGACUCAAAUAUUCAAUUCAAUCGUGAAAUUUAUAACGAAGCUUUGAUUAUGAUCGAAGACUUAUGUUUACUUAUAUCAAAUCAACCACUUAAAUUAUUAGGAUUGUAUUCGCCAAAUCGUUUGGCAACCGAUCUAUUUAACAAUGAUAUGCAGCGCGAACUUCAGUACCAACAAAAGCUUAUUUAUGAUCGGGUUUCGAACGCAAUUGCGGCAAAAGAAGGCGGCUUUUUUUUCUUGUAUGCACCAGGUGGAACUGGAAAAACUUUCUUAAUUUCAGUCAUUCUUGCAAAGGUUAGGAUGCAAGGUAAUAUCGCUUUAGCACUUGCAUCAUCUGGAAUCGCUGCGACAUUUUUAGAUGGUGGUAGAACAGCCCAUUGGGCACUAAAGUUGCCACUAAACAUACAUUCAUGUGAAAAUGCAGUAUGCAAUAUAAAGAAACAUUCCAAUAUGGCUAAAGUACUUCAAAAAUGUCACAUCAUUGUUUGGGAUGAAUGCACAAUGGCACAUAAGUAUUCAUUUGGAAAAUUCAGAGGAGAAAAUAUAUUGCUUCCACGCAUACCAAUUAUACCAACCGUUGUUCCAAUUCAAUUCAAACGAUUGCAAUUUCCAAUUCGUUUAGCAUUUGCGAUGACAAUUAAUAAAUCUCAAGGUCAAACAUUAAAAGUAUGUGGACUGAAUUUGGAAAAUCCAUGUUUUUCGCAUGGGCAACUAUAUGUUGCAUGUUCCCGUGUUGGAAAACCUUCUGAUCUAUAUAUAUACGGUCAAAAUGGCUUAACAAAAAAUAUUGUUCAUGAUUUAGCUUUAAGAUAA